UGCUCGAGAGGGGAAACCAGAGCCUUCGCGCGUGCGCAGCGCAGUUUCGCUUCUUCGUCUGCCCGAUUUCUCAUUCUCCCACCCCCCCUCCUCCAAGCCCGUUAGGGCCGCGGCGGUGAGCUCCAGUGGACGAUUUACAAGCGGCUCCGGGACGGGACGGAGAGCAACUGCGAAGCCACGGAGCUGACCGGGGAAGUCUCGACUCGGCCAUGGGGUCCUGAGGGCCCCUCUCUCUGCCCGCUCCCUUGAGCCCCGGAGGGUCGGAUCCCUGGCAGAGAAGGGAAGGCGGGCGACGGCGGCGACAGUGCGGCUGGUGCUUGCUGUGCCUGCUGUGCCGCGUGGCGGUUCAAACAACAAAAAAAUAAUGAUGAUUGUAGUAACUGGAGCCAUGUCAGUGCCUGAGUCAGAUUCCCCAGCCAGCACCCCUGCUACAGCCCCUAAUUUAUCCAGGAUGCCUGAGGAUGGCAGCCUUACUGCUGUGGAGCAGCCAAUAUUCCUAAUGACUACAGCUGCCCAAGCCAUCUCAGGUUUCUUUGUGUGGACAGCUGUGCUGAUCACCUGCCAUCAGAUCUACAUGCACCUUCGCUGCUACAGUUGCCCCAAUGAACAACGCUAUAUUGUCAGGAUCCUUUUCAUAGUCCCCAUUUAUGCUGUUGACUCAUGGCUCAGUCUCCUUUUCUUCACCAAUGACCAGUACUAUGUUUACUUUGGCACAGUACGGGAUUGCUAUGAAGCUUUUGUCAUCUACAACUUCCUUAGCCUCUGCUAUGAGUACCUUGGUGGAGAGAGCUCCAUCAUGUCUGAGAUUAGAGGAAAGCCUAUAGAGUCCAGCUGCAUGUAUGGGACUUGUUGCUUAUGGGGAAAGACAUAUUCCAUUGGUUUUCUGAGAUUUUGUAAACAGGCCACACUGCAGUUCUGUGUGGUGAAACCCCUCAUGGCAAUUAUUACAGUUGUUCUUCAGGCAUUUGGAAAGUACCAGGAUGGGGACUUUGACGUCACAAGCGGAUAUCUCUAUGUGACAAUCAUUUACAAUAUUUCAGUCAGCUUGGCUCUGUAUGCCCUCUUCCUUUUCUAUUUUGCCACCCGUGAACUACUCAGUCCUUAUAGUCCUGUCCUAAAAUUUUUCAUGGUCAAGUCUGUCAUUUUCCUGUCCUUCUGGCAAGGGAUGCUGUUGGCCAUUCUGGAGAAGUGUGGUGCAAUCCCUAAGAUCCGCUCAGCCAAUGUAUCUGUGGGGACCGUAGCAGCCGGCUAUCAGGAUUUCAUCAUCUGCGUGGAAAUGUUCUUUGCAGCUAUUGCUCUGCGGCAUGCAUUCACAUAUAGGGUCUAUGCAGACAAGCACCUUGAUGCACAAGGACGCUGUGCCCCAAUGAAGAGCAUCUCUAGCAGCCUUAAGGAGACCAUGAACCCCCAUGACAUUGUGCAGGAUGCUAUCCAUAACUUCUCCCCAGCCUAUCAGCAAUACACUCAGCAGUCUACCCUAGAACAUGGACCACCAUGGCGGAAUGGCAGUCACAUAAUUUCACGCUCUCAUAGCACCUCUGGUGUCCGUGACAAUGAGAAGACCCUGCUCUUGAGCUCAGAUGAUGAAUUUUAAGGGGUUGAUGGAACAUGCCAUAGCCUGGAACUUUCCUUUAUUUAUUGAACCAGAAACAGGUUAUAUUCCUUUUUUACAUGGUGCUCAAGUCAGGAUUGGGCACUUUCUGAUGCCAAUUGUAAGCAAGGAUGAUUGUGGCCAAUGCGGGUGGUUUGGACUUUCUUUUCUAAAAGCUUAACUAGUGCACAUUUCACUUAAUAAAAAAUUAAAAAACACUAAAUUGUCAUAGCCUAGAACAGAGGUGCAAGAGGAGUAAAACACAUUUUCUUUUGAUAACUUUUCUAUUAUCUGUAAGGGGAAAGGCUGGUAUUACAGAAAUCAGGCAAACAGUUUCCAAGAAAUGAGGCUGUAUCUUUAUUAAUUUGCCACAUUAUUUGAAAUGAAACUGGCAGAAAUUUCUUUUCUGCAAUAUAUUAUGAAAAGGUACCUCCACCUUCAUAAUUCCGAUUAUUUGAGGGUAGAAUCCCAUCCUUAGCUAUUGCCCUUUAAUUAAUUUUUUAAGUUUUUUAUUGUGACCAGGGUUUCUUUUAGUUAUAUUCCAUAGUAUGUUAUGUGCAAUUAGUCUCUGCAAAGGAUCUAAAGUGGGAGUGGGGGAAGGCAAGAAAUUCGGCAUUGAAACAAUCCACGGAUCUUUUUCCCUUUAUAGGAAAUAUGGCAUUUGUGAUUUUUUUGUUGCCCAGCAUUUCAAGAGAAUAUGCAAGAUAUUUUUUGCAAAACAAGGCUUGUGCCAUCUGUAGAGGAAGAAAUCUCUGUAAGACGCUAAUGAUCAUAAUUUCAGGGAAAGCGACCCAAGAUAGAUGUAUAUGGAUGCAUAUUCCCAAGGAAGUUGCCCAGGAAAUGGAAACAUGCAUCCCAUAUAUAUUCAUUAUGGGUGAGGGCCAUGUUGAGUUAUUCUUCUUUAGAUCUCAUAUGAUCUGCCUACAUACCAAAUUCAAAUGUGCAAGUCUGCUUCCCUGCAUUGAUUUAAUUUGUGAUUUUACACACUAUUAGAAUCCUGUUGCCUUUUUUUUUUUAAUUCAUGUGUUUUCUUCUGGAGGAGGAAUUGUAUAAGCAGUGAUACAGAAAUCUGUUUUGCCUUGUCUGUCCUUUUUGAGCUGUGCAUUUCUUGGACUUUAAAUUCCAGAACACCUUUGGCAAGUGCUGUAAAUAUUUUACCUAUGUUAAUAGUUAAUUUUAAGUGCAGUGGGGUGGCAUUUGCCUAAGAUGGAGAACAUUCCAUCUUCCCUUCCCUUAUUCUUCUCCUGUACCAGUCUGGCCAAGAAAUCUAAACACAUCUAUGUGGUGUGCUUGCUAUCAUUUUCUACAGCCCAUAAGAUUAAAACACGUAUGUAUAUUGUUGUCUGUUGACCUCAAUAGGCCAGAUGUGUCUUUUUAUCUAAGAAUCAUAGGCUCCCUUCACUGGUUUUGCCAGACACCUUUUAAAGCAGAAAAUGGCAAUCAGAUUAAUUGCAAUAUAUUGCACGUCUUUGUUGCUGUUGUGGUUGUGGUUAACUGUGCCUGUUGAACUAACAUUGCUGCAUAAAAGGGGAAUAACAUUAGUUAUUUAUAGGGGGAAAGGAGAAUAACAUUAGUUAUUUAUUCCUAUAUAGUUAUAUAUAGGAAUAACAUUAUUCCCCUCCCAAGUCAACUCCAUCAGUAAUGCUGGUUCUGUUCGAAGCUGCUGCAUCUCCCACAUCAUGUUGUGGUUAUUUGGCACUUAUUUCUUACUGUGCUUUUUAACCCCUUCACUGGAGAGUCUAAAUGUGAGGAUCUCAGGGGGUUGACUCUAUGGCUCAUUUUCUCUGUGCCUUAACAUUCUGUCCUUAAAACACAUACACACACCACAUCAUAGCAAACACAGAUCUCUACAGCAAUUAACAGCAUCCUUUGUCCAAGUUGCACUUUUUUGGACAAGAAUGUGUUUGUGUGGAGCUUGGCAGAUUUGCUGAAACUUGUGUUAUUUUUCCUGGAGUUAGGCUGCUGCUGCCACCACGAUUUGCACUUCCCCUUUUCCAGAAGAUACUCAACGGGAAUUGGGAUGGUGGAGGACGAAAGCUCCACUCAUGUUUUCUGCCUGAAUUGUUAGAGCAGAGAACUUGGGAGAUGAAGAAAAGGAGACAGAACAGGAACUUGUUUCUGUAAAUGUACAAUCAUCCACCUGGCUUCAUUAGACUUGUACAAUAUAUUCAUAUGGGCUUGGGCUGACUUUUAAAAUCCUAUCAUUUUUUCUAGGUACCCAGAGUUCCAUAGGCUGUCAAUAGAUAAUUGAUACCCAAUUAUUACAUCAAAAUAGCAGACCAGAGGUAGCUGAACUAUGAUGCUAAGUUCCUCUGCCAGGAAAUCCCCAUCUUGUUUUUUUAGCAUUAGAUUUAGGUACAUUGAGCCGCAAUGAGCCUUCCUUGCAGACUUUUGCCAAAGUAACAUUAGUAUUUUUGCAGCUUUUAGUAAAGGAAGGUUGAAGGCUGUUCUUGCAUAAAUUGUGGAGUUCAGGUCCCUGCAACUGGGGAGUAAGGUCAGUUCAGUUAUCCUUUAGUGCCAGCAGUAGGAAAUUUUAACUGAAUAGGAUGACAUAUGACCUCAAUAUUUCAAAGAGACGUUGAAAUUAGCAUUUUCAAGUAGCCAGACCUUUUUCCAGUUUCUAGCUUGUGUAGAAGCCAGAAAAAGACUUGCUGCUGCUUUAAGGAAUACACUAAUUGAAGUUAAGGUGACUCUUAUAAGGCAGCCACAUCAUUUUUUCAGGCAUCUGUAGAAACCUGAACAAGGUCAUGCUCCUUUACUGAAUUGCAGAGCCUCUCAUGCAAAGCCCAAAGCACUUCCAAAUAACGUUCAAAGCAUGCACAGUCUUUCUAUUUAUUUCAGCACUGUUUUGCUUCCAAGUAAUUUUCCUGACUCUAUCUCACUUUCAGUAUACGUUGCUAAUACUUGCACAUGUGAAGAAUUUUCAGCAUCAGCCUUUUUUUUAACAGAAUGGGUGAAUAAUGUGAUUGACUUGCAGAUACUUCAAUGUUGGGGAGAGCUCUAUUUUUCAUUUGUAUUAAUGAAUACCAUAUAUAAAUAUAUACUAUAUGUACGAGCUGAUUACUUUGAAGCAUCCUAUAAGUAGCAGUUUUAAACAGUUUGACACCUACAAAGCAAGUACCCUCAGUCCAAUAGCAAUGUGACUUUUUCAAAAUUAGAGCCAUAUGGAAGCACCAGUGCUGUGUGAUGGGAAGAGUUUAUUUCCAUACAGGAAACGGAGGGUCCCAACAGGCUUGCUCCUUAGUAUGGCAAUGAUUGUCCAUCCCAGUUAGGGUUUCUCAGAGACUAAUCACUUAAUAUAUCAGUCCCUUUAUACAUCAAUCCCAGCAAAAUAAUCUUGGCACUGCCUGCUUCCUGAUCAGCUCUUUCCUCCCUCUCCUUGUUUUUUUGCCAUGCAACAUACUGCAAGUUCAGUUUUUACUAUUUUUCCAUGUAGUUUAGAUAUUUGUAUAUAAAUGGGGGGGGGAACUGUAUAAUAAGACAGAGUUACCUAGUUUUGUACCUACCAUGUAAUAACUGAUGUGAGUUCAGAGACAAGCUGUUGUCUCUAUUUUGUUAUUUGUGAUGUUACACUGCUUUGCGGAAACAAGCAAAUAUGAGAAAUAAAGAUAGAUAAUAUAGAUUGUAUAUAA
Candoia aspera is the source of this 5223-nucleotide messenger RNA. RefSeq names its product transmembrane protein 184B (gene TMEM184B). The transcript is spliced from 9 exons. Gene Ontology annotation, molecular function: transporter activity. Lineage: Eukaryota; Metazoa; Chordata; Lepidosauria; Squamata; Candoiidae. The record is from RefSeq and is a predicted model, not a curated record. Gene Ontology annotation, biological process: transport. Gene Ontology annotation, cellular component: membrane. The coding region runs from base 365 to 1594 and encodes 409 amino acids.